AGCGAUCUAGUCCAUUUAAAAUAUAGUAUGUUUUUUUCCCCCUGUAAUUUGAAGAUAACUCAUUGAUCUGACAAGUCUAGUAUCUCACUUCGGGCAGAAGAAACGUGGGGUGCUUGGAAGCUUACCACGUAAAACAAAUAGCUACUUUGCCUAGACUAGACGUGUAAAUUCAUGAGACCAAAGUAUGAGUAAUUUAGUUAUGGAAAAAGACAGGAAAAUAAACGCCAUGGAGGAGAUCAGGCCAGCGCCUUCACCAGCGGAAACAGCCACCCACACCACCACCACUGCUACAACCGCCGACGCAAACCAAGAAAAGUCAGCUAUGUCACGAGUGAAGAAAGAGUGCUUAUCUUUUGCAGUUUCAGUGCAAGAAAGCUUUCGCUAUAUCAAAGCCAAACUUGUCGGUCAGGCGAAGAAGAUAACAGCAAGAAACGAGAAGGAAGUAGCUGCAGCUGAUUUACAGGCGUCUAAGAUGGAGGUUCAAGCUGCUGAUGAAGCUGAAAAUCUCAAGAAUUCUCUCUAAUUUUAAUUCUCUGAUGUCAUUUUUAGCAGGGAAAUGCAAAGUUGUAUGUAUCGGAGCUAAAUAUUAAGACUCUAGGCAAAAUUUUAGUCGCUAAAUAUUUGUGUUAUUUUAUUUGAUGAAAGUUUGUAAUUUAUUUUAAUUUAAACAUUUUAUUUUAAAGCUACAAGCACAAUUGU
Messenger RNA from Mercurialis annua (annual mercury), 699 nucleotides. RefSeq lists its product as uncharacterized. The record is from RefSeq and is a predicted model, not a curated record. The transcript has 2 exons. NCBI's taxonomy places the organism in Eukaryota, Viridiplantae, Streptophyta, Magnoliopsida, Malpighiales, Euphorbiaceae. The coding region runs from base 185 to 523 and encodes 112 amino acids.